AUGAUGAAAGUGGUUUCGCCUGACUCAAUCACGGAGAAAGUGUUCCGACGAGUCUACAGCAAUUUCAGUUUCUCGACGGUCGAAGAUGAUUACAACCAUAGUCGCCUAAGAUCGAGAUCAGGUGAUUAUGGGAAGGAGAGUUUGAGGAAAAGAGGGUUUGAAGAAAAGGAAGAGAUUAUGGAGAUGCAGCAGAUGGGAGCUGAGAGGAUCAAAACUGUUCUUAUUCUGAUGAGUGAUACCGGCGGUGGCCACCGUGCCUCAGCCGAGGCCAUCCGUGACGCCUUCAAGAUCGAAUUUGGAGAUGAUUACCGGAUAAUAAUAAAAGACGUUUGGAAAGAAUACACAGGAUGGCCACUGAACGACAUGGAGAGACAGUACAAGUUCAUGGUGAAACAUGUUGGUCUUUGGUCAGUUGCGUUUCAUGGUACCUCUCCCAAAUGGAUCCACAGAAGUUAUCUCAGUGCUCUUGCGGCUUAUUAUGCCAAAGAAAUAGAGACUGGUUUAAUGGAGUAUAAACCGGACAUUAUCAUUAGCGUACAUCCUAUGAUGCAACAUAUCCCAUUGUGGGUAAUGAAAAGACAAGGACUUCAAAAGAAAGUCAUUUUCGUGACUGUUAUCACCGAUCUAAACACUUGCCACCGAACAUGGUUCCAUCAUGGAGUAAGCAGAUGUUAUUGUCCGUCCAAAGAAGUUGCAAAGAGAGCACUAAUAGACGGCCUUGGAGACUCUCAGAUUCGUGUCUUUGGCUUACCUGUCCGGCCAUCAUUCCCUCGCACUAUUAUCUACAAGGAUGAGCUAAGAAAAGAGCUUGAAAUAGAUUCAGAUUUACCUGCGGUUCUAUUAAUGGGAGGCGGUGAAGGAAUGGGUCCGGUUCAGAAAACGGCUCAAGCCCUCGGAGAGUCUUUAUAUAACUCUAAAGAAAAAAGUCCAAUAGGACAAUUAAUUAUCAUAUGUGGCCGGAACAAAACCCUUGCGUCUUCGUUAGCAUCUCAUGAAUGGAAGAUACCGAUCAAGGUUCGUGGGUUUGAGACACAAAUGGAGAAAUGGAUGGGUGCUUGUGAUUGCAUCAUCACAAAGGCCGGUCCAGGUACGAUUGCAGAAGCAUUGAUUUGCGGCCUUCCAAUUAUCCUCAAUGACUACAUUCCUGGGCAGGAAAAAGGAAAUGUGCCAUAUGUUGUGGAGAAUGGGGCUGGAAUUUUCACAAGAAGUCCCAAAGAAACUGCAAAAAUUGUGGCUGAUUGGUUCAGCAGCAAUAAAGAAGAAUUACAGAAAAUGUCGGAGAAUGCUCUUAAGUUGGCGCAGCCUGAGGCAGUGUUCGACAUUGUUAAGGAUAUUCAUCAUCUCUCCCAGCAGCAGCAACAACGUAUUCAACUUUAUAAUGAAUUGUCCUACUGA
Microthlaspi erraticum is the source of this 1395-nucleotide messenger RNA. Lineage: Eukaryota; Viridiplantae; Streptophyta; Magnoliopsida; Brassicales; Brassicaceae. The record is from the annotation of a GenBank genome assembly.